This is a messenger RNA of Phalaenopsis equestris, 1301 nucleotides long. RefSeq lists its product as uncharacterized. Bases 127 to 1161 code for a protein of 344 amino acids. The record is from RefSeq and is a predicted model, not a curated record. NCBI's taxonomy places the organism in Eukaryota, Viridiplantae, Streptophyta, Magnoliopsida, Asparagales, Orchidaceae. The transcript has 3 exons.
UUCGCAGUCUCCGCUCAGGCCGGAUUCCGAGAUCCCAUUCAACGCCGAGAAGAAGAGGAGAAGGCGGUUGACGGCGGCGGCCGAUCUCGUUCUCCUUCUCCCAAUUGGCUCAAAGAGUAUUCUUUCAUGCUACAUGGUAAAGAUAGUAUGGAGAAUGGAGCUAUGGUACUGGAUUUGCAGGCACAGGGAGAAGAGAUUUCCUGGAAGCAGGACUUGGAGAUUUUCCAAUCUCAAGUUGAUUCACUGCGGGACAAAUUAUUGGAAUUAAAAGUCGGCAUUCAACGCUCAGAAAAUGUUGCAAAGAGUGAGCUGGAUCUUCUUUGGUGUAAAGUUGCAACUAUUUCAGCAUUGCUCACUUCUCUUAAAUCUAAGGCAAGAAAUAUGGUAGUUAUGCAUUUAUCCCAGUGUUCAUGUGUGGCAAAGCAUGAAGAUGGAAGAAAGCUCAGCAAUGUGGAUGUCGCUCUAUGUGAUUGUUCUAAGGAUGUGAACCCUUCUUAUGAAAUUCUAGCAAAAGAAACUUCAUUAACUAGUAAUUUUAAUCUUGGAUCACUUGAAGCUAAUGAUCGAACCUAUACUGGGGAAGUAUUAAGGUCAGUAGGCAUGGUGACAGAUAUUAUGGAAUCACUUGUUAAAAGGGUCAUCAUUGCAGAAACUGAAGUUGUUUAUGAAAAAGAGAAGGUAAAUUUAGGAUUGACAGAACUAAGAAGGAAGGGCCUCCAAAUUGACAGAAUGUCAACAAAGGUUAAAGAGAUGGAAAACCUUGCAGCUAGUACAAAUGAUAAACUUAAUGAGAUGAGGCAAAGGGUUGAACAUCUCAUGCAGGAAACAUCGAGACAGAAGCAGCACGCUGUAGAAAAUGAGCAAGAGCUUUCUCGUGUAAAGCAAGAAUUUGAAAUGCUGAGGUCAUUUGUUAACAAUCUCAUACGUUCCAGAGAGGAAGCAUUAUCAUCAGAUAGUCAUGUACAAACGAGGGAUGUUUUUGAUAGGCUUGUGGAAAAGAAUUCUCGCCUUGAAAAUGAAACGGUGCGGAAAGAGGCUGAAGUUCAGAAUCUCAUGGAUGAGAAUGUUAGGUUAAGGAAUCUCCUAGACAAAAAGGAGGCCCAAUUGCUGGCCAUGAAUGAGCAGUGCAAGUUUAUGGCCUUGAAUAAGGGUGGAAUUUAGUUAAUAUCUUAUUGCUUCAAUUUGUCACACUGGUUAGGAGCCUAUACUUUUUUUUUUUUGUUGCUUUAAUUUAUAUAAACGGGUGAUUCUUGUAAAAUUCAUUAUAAAUUAAUCAAUCAAUGUUUGCCCAUCAACAUUCA